This is a messenger RNA of Prorocentrum cordatum, 1022 nucleotides long. Lineage: Eukaryota; Dinophyceae; Prorocentrales; Prorocentraceae. The record is from the annotation of a GenBank genome assembly.
CGACCCUCCUCCCACGCGAGUUGGCUCUGUCAAUCCCGACGCUUCGCCUGAGCUGCAGGUUGGUCAAAGAGAAAAAACAAAGAACUAGAGAUGCUAGCAAGCAUGGAUUGGCACCCGAGGCACAGACCUAUGCGCGGCCGCGCGCAGCACGGCCCGUCACGAAGAGGAGGAGGCGGGGCUCAGGACUCGAGUGGCAAAAAGAAAAAACAGCAUGAGCACCAAGCUCUCGGAGAAGUCCGGGGGGACCGGCGAAAGUCUGCGGUCGGGAUCUCUUGCAGCAUCGUCCCAUGCGCUCAAAAUCCUCACAUGAGCGACGAUCAAAAGCCCGCCAGACGUUCAAAAUCGUCACCCGAGCGUCGAUCAGAAGCGGAUCUUGCGCGACACAGCACAGCGACCCUGCGCGGCGGCUGGAGCGGGCCGCCCGCGCGGCGCGCCACAGCGGAGACGAGGGCGCGCACGCAGGCAGCUUGCGCGCCAGUGUCGGCGAAGACGCCCCCGCUGUUUCACGUGGCUCACCUGACCUGGUCGGAACUCACGUUCCAUGGUUUGGUAUGUGGUGAAACUCUGCGAACGGCGAUCCAGAGCUCAAAGGCGCUUCUGUACAAGUACCACGAGUCGGCCCCAGGCGAGCGAGUUUGCUUGCCAACUCUGCGUGCGUGCGUACAUGCGUGACUGGAGCAUGACAUAAGAACAUACACACAACCACUUGGCAUACUACUUUGUAGCUGGUAGACCUGGCUGGCAAUUCCAUGCAAGGGCGGCGCAUCCAGCGCACGAGGGUGAGGCCAGCAGGUCGCUACGUUGACGCUACAAAGAAGAAAACUGAACGCAUGAGACACGCGAGAGAGAGGGGGGAGGGUCUUCCUGCACUGCCCUGUAUUUCGCGAGGCACUCUUCCGAGCUAGCCCUCCGCGCGAGCGGCAGACGGGUAUGCAAAAGGACGUGGGUGCCCGCGCUGCACAGGCGCCCUGCCCAUGGCCCUGACUGGUGGAGGAGGAUGGAUCAGGGAUGAAUACGGCCGG